Messenger RNA from Suillus paluster, 850 nucleotides. RefSeq names its product transport protein particle complex subunit. Gene Ontology annotation, cellular component: cis-Golgi network membrane; cytosol; TRAPP complex. The transcript has 4 exons. Bases 1 to 624 code for a protein of 207 amino acids. The record is from RefSeq and is a predicted model, not a curated record. Lineage: Eukaryota; Fungi; Basidiomycota; Agaricomycetes; Boletales; Suillaceae. Gene Ontology annotation, biological process: intra-Golgi vesicle-mediated transport; endoplasmic reticulum to Golgi vesicle-mediated transport.
AUGGCGACGACGAGCAAACAGUACAAAGCCAUCGGAGAGGACCUUUGGAAAAGUCGCACAGAGAAGAUUAAUUCAGAGCUAUUUGCUCUUACAUAUGGCGCCCUCGUCGUCCAGUUGAUCCAGGACUAUGAAGAUUAUGCUGAAGUGAACAAGCAACUUGAUAAAAUGGGAUAUAACAUCGGGACACGUUUAAUCGAGGACUUCCUUGCAAGGAGCUCUUUAGGUCGUUGUUCUGACUUCCGAGAAGUAGGCGAGGUGGUGGCGAAGGUCGGGUUUAAAUCCUUUCUAAAUAUCACACCAACAGUUACACACACUGGUGCUCCACCACCUUCCUCCCGCCCAAACAGUACAUCCCAACAGUCGGGAGUCCUUGGCUCGUCGUUCAUUCUGACCAUGGAUGAGAAUCCCUUGGCUGAAUUUGUUGAACUCCCUGACGAGUCUUUGGAAGGAGGUUUAUGGUUCAGUAACGUGCUGUGCGGUGUUCUUAGAGGAGCACUUGAAAUGGUCCAGAUGCAGGUGCAGGCGGAGUUUUUGUCUGAUGUACUUCGUGGGGACGAGAGCACGGAGAUUCGGGUAACCUUGUUGAAGUACCUGGAGGAAGAAGUGCCGGUCGGAGAUGACUAGAAGUUGCAAACAGGCCGCCUUGCGUCAUAUUGUACUUAGGAAUAGUGUAUUGUCUAGAAGACACUGGAAGAGAAUAAGGGAGAUGCGCGGAGAGGGAUGUAAGUGACUUCCGAGGAUAUAAGCACAUACAUAAUUGGGCGGUAAAAACCCUCAACCACGACGAUCGACCCUGUUGAGUUUCUUUGCGGUCCGCGCGUUGUUUUGGGUGUUCUGUCCGCGGACGGGC